Ruditapes philippinarum (Manila clam) is the source of this 1115-nucleotide messenger RNA. Its product is annotated as MAP kinase-activating death domain protein-like. Gene Ontology annotation, molecular function: guanyl-nucleotide exchange factor activity. Gene Ontology annotation, cellular component: cytosol. The annotation marks the transcript as partial. Lineage: Eukaryota; Metazoa; Mollusca; Bivalvia; Venerida; Veneridae. The record is from RefSeq and is a predicted model, not a curated record. The transcript has 3 exons. Gene Ontology annotation, biological process: regulation of Rab protein signal transduction; regulation of apoptotic process.
GUUUUUUGACAGAUGGCGCUACAUUUGACGUCAACAAACCGGAUCGAUUUUCUGCAAAGUUCCAAUAAAUUGUCUUUGGAUUUGACAGGAAGGAACAUUGCGUCACUGAAAGGCAAAGUGAAUAUUCAAUUUAUUUUUUGGAGUUGUUUACAGAAAAAACUUACGUCAGGUUAUUAUGUGUGACAUAAAUAACAAGUAUGGCAGAGAAUGAUGCAGCUUGUUCCCAUAGUAGCAGACUUAAACAAAAUAUAAACAAAAAAAAAGUUAGUGUAAAUACAUCUCCAGGGUAGCCGAGUGCAAAUUGAAAUUUGCAAAACAACGUAGUUCUUCAGAGUACAGAUUUCAAAAUGUCAGAGUACCACAAAAAAUAUUUCUGUCCGAGAUUGUUAGACUAUAUAGUGAUAGCAGGAAGUCGACAUCACAAUAAUAAUAACAAUGUUGCUCAGACGCCGGAACUUUUGAGGCGUUAUCCACUUGAAGAUCAUGCAGAUUUUCCUCUUCCAACAGAUGUGAUAUUCUUUUGCCAGCCAGAAGGUUGUAUUAGUGUAGGUCCGAAACGUAUGAGUCUCAGAGAAACAACAUCUUUUGUAUUUACACUGACCGAAAAAGACUCUGGUAAAGUAAGGUAUGGCAUGUGUGUUAAUUUUUUCCGCCCGUUUGAAAAACACAAGGAAAAAAGACAACACAGUAGUAGUUCCGAUCGCCAGUACAGCACCGGAAGUUAUUCUGAAGGAAAUAGGACAGUUUCAAAUUUACAACACAAUGACUCUGACUCUAGGUCGCCUCGAACUAGUAGAAGAGCAAAAACUGCUUCUCGUGUGAGAAACAACACAUUAACAUCUCUAUGCAUUAUUAGUCAUCAUCCAUUUUUCUCGACGUUUCGAGAAUGUUUGUUUAUCCUUCGACGUCUCAUUGAUGCGUGUCAUGAAAGAAGCUGUGCAAGAAGAGUAGGGGGUUCAAGAAGCAUGUCAAGGGACACAGUGUGGGGUGUGCUGACUGGUCAAGGUAGUGAUAAUGUUUCAAGUCUUGUUGUUCAUGAGAUCCGAGAGAUUGAGACUUGGAUAUUACGUCUGCUUAGUGCUCCAGUUCCAGUACCAGGGAAGACCAAAGUCGAG